Messenger RNA from Dibothriocephalus latus, 966 nucleotides. Lineage: Eukaryota; Metazoa; Platyhelminthes; Cestoda; Diphyllobothriidea; Diphyllobothriidae. The record is from the annotation of a GenBank genome assembly.
AUGCUACGGACUGCGUCUGUAUCUGCUCUCGAGGCCCGUUCGACCCAGGCCUUUGGAACGCGGGAUGAAUUUCUGGCCGCAAUGACCGAAGACCUCGCUGAGUGGAUGUCUCGUCUCUAUCCAGAUCUUGCCGGUGAUCUGGAUGCCGAUAAUUUCUUCGACCGAAUCUCUGACGGCACACUGCUGUGUCACCACGCAACACAGCUACACCACCUCCUCAUUGAAAGUUACCCAGUCUCCAUGCAACGUGGCGAGCUGCGACUACAAGGUGUCCGCAUCGGUGGCGUCGAACCUCUCCUUCCCAGUGAACCACCUAACUUUCAUUCACGAGGUCUUAGCGCACAGAACCUCGCAGGUGGUUCCUUCUGGGCCCGUGAUAAUAUAGCCAACUUCAUUAAAUGGUGUCGCUCUAUGCGAUUGCCGGACUCAAUCCUCUUCGAGACGGAGGAUCUAGCAUCCAGGAAGUGUCUACGCAGCGUGAUUGUCUGUCUCUUGGAGCUGGCACGCCUUGGCGGCAGGUUCGGGAUGGAGGUUCCGGAGAUAGUCUACCUCGAGAAGGAAAUCGAUGCCGAACUGGCUGCCGAGGCUUCACUGCCCUUCAAUUUCCCCUCGGAUCAUGGUACAGAAACUGACGACUUCAGGCUGAAUCCCCCAGAAAUGAGAGCGGAUCAUGGUACAGAAACUGACGACUUCAGCAACACUACCGGUGACCCACCGGAAAACUCCGCGUCCAGCCAGACAGCCGCCUCGACGCCGAGAGGCAUGUACAACAAGGCUGCCCUGCUGAGGGCAGCGAAAAUUAAAAGCGAACACCCCGCGGAGAAGCGUCGUGAGCUGUCCAAACGGGAAGAGGAGGCAAAGCCCUCGAAGCCCAAAUACAACAGACCGGUAGUGGACAUGCGUUCGUUGGAUGAAAUCGUAAGUUAUAAACCGGUGUGUCUGAUGAUGAAAUGCUUUUUAUCCUGA